AUGGCCUUCUCCCGGAGAAGCAAUAUCAGCAACUUCUCUUGCUGCUUCCUUGUGAUCUUCGUCUUAUCCCUGCAUUGCGAAAACCAUAGAGUUUCUUCUUCUGCUUCGCGCUUUAUUCAAACAAGAGGAACCCGAUUCGUGUUAGGUGGUUCCCCAUUUUUUUUCAAUGGGUUCAACUCCUACUGGAUGAUGCAUGUUGCAGCUGAGCCAAGUGAAAGGCAUAAAAUUUCCAAUGUAUUUCGCGAGGCUGCUGCUGCAGGGCUUACUGUUUGCCGGACAUGGGCAUUCAGCGAUGGUGGCGAUCGAGCUCUUCAAAUGUCCCCCGGAGUCUAUGAUGAACGUGUCUUUCAGGCCCUUGAUUUUGUGGUAUCGGAAGCAAGGAAGUAUGGCGUUCACUUAAUCCUGAGUCUGACCAACAACUACAAGGACUUUGGAGGAAGGACACAAUACGUGACGUGGGCUAAAAAUGCUGGAGUACAAGUGAAUAGCGAUGAUGAUUUUUACACCAAGAAUGCUGUCAAGAGAUAUUACAAGAAUCACAUUAAGAAAGUGUUGACUAGGAUCAACACAAUCAGUAGAGUUGCAUAUAAAGAUGAUCCAACAAUCAUGGCAUGGGAGCUAAUCAAUGAACCUCGUUGCCAGGUCGACUUCUCCGGAAAAACCUUAAAUGCUUGGGUUCAAGAAAUGGCAACUUACGUCAAAUCACUCGAUAACAAACACCUUCUAGAAAUAGGGAUGGAGGGAUUCUAUGGAGAUUCAAUGCCAGGCAAAAAGGAGUACAAUCCUGGAUACCAAGUGGGCACAGAUUUUAUCACCAAUAAUCUUAUCAAAGAGAUAGAUUUUGCAACCAUUCAUGCAUAUCCCGAUAUUUGGCUGUCUGGACAGAGCGAUGGUGCACAGAUGAUGUUCAUGAGAAGGUGGAUGACCAGUCACUCCACAGACUCUAAGACCAUACUCAAAAAACCAUUGGUUCUCGCUGAAUUUGGGAAAUCAAGUAAAGAUCCAGGAUACAGUUUAUAUGCCAGGGACUCAUUCAUGGCCGCAAUUUACGGUAAUAUCUACAGGUUUGCUAGAAGAGGAGGCAUUGCAGGUGGAUUGGUUUGGCAAAUCCUGGCCGAGGGAAUGGAACCGUACGCAGAUGGGUAUGAAAUUGUCUUGUCUCAGAACCCAUCAACCGGACGAAUCAUAGGCCAACAGUCUCGACAAAUGACUUCACUCGACCAUAUGGUCAGUAAUAGAACCAAUUCUCAAAGCAACAAACUGCGCAAUUCAAAGGAGCAGUGA
Molecule: messenger RNA, 1284 nt
Organism: Coffea eugenioides
Lineage: Eukaryota; Viridiplantae; Streptophyta; Magnoliopsida; Gentianales; Rubiaceae
Product: mannan endo-1,4-beta-mannosidase 5-like
Exons: 5
Coding region: 1-1284 (427 amino acids)
Molecular function (GO): hydrolase activity, hydrolyzing O-glycosyl compounds
Source: RefSeq, a predicted model, not a curated record